UACAUCUUGUUCCAUGGUAGCGUCAAUCUCAUUUAGCGAGUUUGUAGAACAUCGUUAAUAGUUAAUUGAAAAUAGUUAUUGAAUUUGUCAUAAAACUAUUAUUUUGAAUAUUAGAAACGUCUUAAGGUAUACCCAAAUGUCUGAAUCAGAUCUUUUAGCUACCGAUCAUAUUGAUGGUCUAGAUGGACUAGAAAAUGGUCAAGAUGGAGAUGCUAUUAUGCAGUGUGAUGGUGUAAAACGUGAAUUAAAUGAAGCAAAUAUUGAUGAUCCGGAAUUGGAAGCUAUCAAAGCACGUGUUAGAGAAAUGGAAGAGGAAGCAGAAAAAUUAAAACAAUUGCAAUCUGAAGUGGACAAACAAAUGAACAUGGGUAGUCCACCUGGGAUAACUAGUCCAUUAAAUAUGUCACUUGAAGAUAAAAGAGAGGUUGAUAAUAGGUCUAUUUAUGUGGGUAAUGUGGAUUAUGGAGCUACAGCAGAAGAAUUAGAGCAACACUUUCAUGGUUGUGGUAGUGUUAACAGAGUAACAAUAUUGUGCAAUAAAUUUGAUGGGCAUCCCAAAGGGUUUGCAUAUAUAGAAUUUGCAGAACGUGAUUCUGUACAAACUGCUAUGGCUAUGGAUGAAUCUAUGUUCAGAGGGCGGCAAAUUAAAGUAAUGCCCAAAAGAACAAACAGACCAGGAUUGUCAGUGACAAAUAGAGGACCGCGGGGAACACGAGGAUAUCGUGGCGUAGCUAGGGGGAUUAUACGCGGUAGUGCAUACUUUGGAUAUAGACCUACAAGGCGACCUAGAUUGUAAAUUUUGUUCUGCUGCAGGAGUUAUAAACGAGGUUACUACAUGCCGUAUUGACCGUUUUAAAUCAUUUUACUGCAAUUUUACAAAUUAAG
Messenger RNA from Osmia bicornis bicornis, 885 nucleotides. RefSeq names its product polyadenylate-binding protein 2-B-like (gene Pabp2). Gene Ontology annotation, molecular function: RNA binding. Bases 137 to 796 code for a protein of 219 amino acids. The record is from RefSeq and is a predicted model, not a curated record. NCBI's taxonomy places the organism in Eukaryota, Metazoa, Arthropoda, Insecta, Hymenoptera, Megachilidae. The transcript has 7 exons.